Triticum aestivum (bread wheat) is the source of this 361-nucleotide messenger RNA. RefSeq lists its product as uncharacterized. Lineage: Eukaryota; Viridiplantae; Streptophyta; Magnoliopsida; Poales; Poaceae. The record is from RefSeq and is a predicted model, not a curated record. The coding region runs from base 35 to 361 and encodes 108 amino acids. The transcript has a single exon.
UCUGGCUCCUAUCAAUCAGCUCAACCACACUACCAUGGACGAGGUGGAGUCGUCGUCGCCACACUCGCCGCCGUCGCUGCGCCAUAAGCUGAGGACCACCGUGUGCGGCUGCUUCGGCUCGCCUUCGUCGCCGGGUAGCGGCGGGGAGGAGCCAAAAAGCGGGGGCAGGGCCAGGUGGAGGGGGCGCGUGGCGGCCGCGGGGGAGUUCAGAUACGACCCGCUCAGCUACGCGCUCAACUACGACGACGGCGGCAGCGACGGCGGCGCCGAAGCGGAGGACUCCGCCUUCCGGCACAGAAACUUCAACUCCCGUCUGCCUUCAUCGCCGGUGCCGGCCUCCCGAGCCGUCGCCAUCGCCUGA